GGCGGGAUCGCUCCGCUUUGGAGUUGUUCAGGAGUUGCGGCCGGUGAUCGGGAGUUGCCUAGUCCGUGGGCAGGGAGAGUCCCGCUGCCGCUAUGUCCCAUUCGGUGGUCCUGCGUGGCCCUUCGCCGUGGGGUUUUCGUUUGGUGGGCGGUAAAGAUUUCAGCGCCCCGCUGACCAUCUCCCGGAUUAACCCUGGUAGUAAAGCAGCCAUGGCGGACUUGUGCCCAGGAGACAUUAUUCUGGCAAUUAAUGGGGAAAAUACAGACAACAUGACACAUCUAGAAGCGCAAAACAAGAUCAAAGCAUGUGUGGACCAGCUGCUGCUCUCUGUGAACAGAGCUGAAGGGAAGACCUGGUCACCCCCUGUCCUGGAAGAUGGCAAGGCUCAAGCAUACCGAGUCAACAUUGAGGCGGACCCACAGGACAGUGGCCCUGCCCAGAGCAGGAGGUUGAUACCGCAUGGAUCUGGGGGCAGCCUCAUGGAAAACAAGCAGAUGCAGGACAUGCAGCAUCACCAACCAACCUGGCUCUACACGAACAACAGCUCUGAGUUGGCACUUCCAGGCCAGCUGAGUGGACUCCACAUCACUCCUGCCCACAGCAUUGAACCCAUGAAGUCUCUCCCACGGAACAGAAAUGGGAUUGAUGUGGAGUCAGAUGUCUACAAGAUGCUUCAGGAUUAUGAAAAGCCCAUUUCAGAGCCAAAGCAGUCUGGAUCCUUCCGGUACUUACAGGGCAUGUUGGAGGCCAGUGAGAAUGGUGAAAAACUCAACAAACUGAGCAACCCGCAGAACAUCAAGUCCCCAGUGCCAAAGCUUGGUGGUCCCAUGUCUGGGCUGCAGAUGCUUCCUGAGUGCACCCGCUGCAGGAAUGGGAUUGUGGGCACCAUCGUCAAGGCUCGGGAUAAACUCUACCACCCUGAGUGCUUCAUGUGUGACGACUGUGGCCUCAACCUGAAGCAGAGAGGGUAUUUCUUCAUUGAGGAGCAGCUGUACUGCGAGACGCAUGCCAAGGAGAGGGUUAAGCCUCCCGAAGGAUAUGAUGUGGUAGCUGUUUAUCCAAAUGCUAAAGUUGAACUCGUCUAAGCCUGGGCUGCUCUGGAGAGGUCAGGUGGCCACCCACCCACAUCCUCCUGCUGGUUGUGAGCAGUGGGGCUGUAAUCAACUCUGAUUACCAAAGCUAAAGUUAAAAUUCCUUUUCCUAGAUAAAACUGUUUACACUUGGGAUCUCCGGGGAAUGGUGUUGAAAGCAUUCAAACAGGUUUUGCCUUUUUUUUUUUUUUGACACUCUGCUUUUUUGCUCUGUUGGGUUAUUAGUCUGUGCUGUAAUCUUAUCCAAGAUCUGUGUAAAUAUUCAUUAAUUCUCUACUCUCUUCUAUAUAAAACCUAUAUUCCUUUUUUUCUUUUUUUUUUGUGCCGUCUUUCUACUAAAGAUGUUUUAGAAGAUGUUUUAAAAGCUCAAAGAAAAUAAGGCACUUUAACAAAAGAAGCUAUCUCUUAUGUCCUGACCCUAAUGUCCUGUCCUGUGGUUGCCCCAGUGAUUAAAAACCAUCCCCUGAGAGUCAGGGCAAUACCAGUGGGUGACUUGCUCAGCUGCAUCCCAGCUGUUGUGCCAAGGAAGGAUGGUCUCUUAAAACAGUAGUUGUAGUGAAACUCUCUGGACCAGGGCAGUGCAGUUUGAGGCUGACAAGGUCUGAUUCAAGUUUCCAAGAGAGCUCCACACUGAGUGUGUGAUGAGGCUUUUUUCUUCCUUCUUCUAAUUCAGUUGUUCUAUUCUCUAAUCACUCAAGCACACCUUGAAAGGGCACUGUAGUAGUCUGGAACACUUUUUGAUUAUCCCCCCUUCCUGCAUUUCUGCCCACAGCUGCUUUUGCUUUGGCCAUUGUGACUAUUCCCUAGUUUUUGCUUAAAUUUUUCAGUCCUUUAUUUCUAGAUCCUCAGAUUGCUGCUAUCUGGGUCUGCCUCCAGCAGGGACGGAGGUGAUAAAAUCCCUUCAGGCACUUAGGGAAUAACUGGAGCUUGGGUGAGCCCUAAGUACCAGGGCAGCAGGAUUGUAUUUAUACCCAUCUCUCAAGGCUGUGCUUUCAGCCAGGUUCAUCAUCCACUUUAUUUGACAGGGAAAAGAUUUUGUGGAUCUUGAAAUGUUUCUUUGUUAGAGAAAUGUGGUUUUUUUCAUGUUAGUACUUAGAGGAAGGAGAAGGAGAGUUGCUCAGCUGCUGGCUACUGCUGUGCAAGGUGAUGGGAACUGUAUUUGAUACCAUGAAGUUACUUCAGGCUCAAAUUUCUUCCUCCUCACUUUGAGAGAGGAAGGAUAUAGGGGAGAAAAAGAAAUGCUUGUGCUUGCUUUCUUUUCAUGAAAAAAGAAAAUAAGAAAUGGGGCGAUGGGCAAAGCACCCCUUCCCAUCCUAGCUCUCCAUAAGAGGGAAAAUAGGGGAUUGGAGGAGGGUUGGGAGCAUGAUCCUAGUUGGGGCUGAGUGGGUAAUUUCUUCCUACAGAUUCUUUCCCCCAGAAGGGAUUUUAGGGUGUUGCUGGUCUCCACCUAGACCUCUUCAUGCAGUGCCUUACAGGGAUGCAGCAGCUCCUCACCAGUGCCUUGCAGCCUCCCAGCAGCCCCAGGCACCCUCCAGCUGGGUACCACUGGCUGUGUGCAUUCCUGCUAGCAGCAGGACAUCCACCUCUCCCUCAUUCUGUCAUCAGGAUAUUUCAAUUAAUAAAGUACAAGAAACAUGGACAUUUUUAUCACAGUGCUGAAGCAUGUUCUUGUAUUUGCAUGGCCUUGCUUGUCAGUUGGACCCUCUGAAGGGCAACAUUUGGGACAAGUGUAAAUGAGAAGAUAUUGCAGUCAGGUGGGAAGCAUUUCUGCCCUGGUUUGCAGGGCUCUGCUUGGAGCUCCUUAGGUUGCCCUUGCCAGAAACAUUUAUUCUGAAUUCCUCUGUUAUACACUGCUGGUUUGAGCUCUAGUGCUUGUAGCUUGAGAGUUCAGACUUCACCCAAAUCCAGGACUGAAUACAGCUUGGCUGCAUGAUCGAAGACUCACAACACAGGAUCCCUUUCCCUGUUUUCCAGGCAGACUGUUGGAGCUGCCAGUGGUGCUGUUUGUCACUCCUUGUGGCUCUUGUCCCUUUUUGACUGGACCUGCAUGGUGGCCAUGUCCUGCAGGAUGCCAGGAGUCUGCAACCCUGAUACAGGGAACACCAAGAAGUUCAUAAGUUGGUUCAUUGCCCUCAUUUUAAACACCCAGCUUAGCUGGCUGCUGCCAGGGCACCUCGGUGGUCUUGCUUGCUGCCACACCAGUACAGCAUUGGGAAUGCUGGGCAUGGAGCUGUUCUUUUAAUUUGAUCCCAAGUUUCCUCAAAUCAGUAUUUCCACAUGGCAUCUCAUGAUACUCACUCUUAGGAGUAAUCAAUUCACCUGAUCCCCCUGCAGAGCUUGGAGUUGCCUCCCAGGCCAAUCCCAGGGCACAUGGUUUCCUGGCUUUAGGCCACCCUGUUCCUGUUGUGAAGCUUGCAGGAGCAGCCCCAAGUGAGUGUCACCUUCUCUGUCAACAGAUAAUGCUGUUAAAUGCUGUAAAAUGUGGAGGGAGGGUGCUGUUUGUAUGAAACAAAAAAUAAAAUUGUAUUACGGGUUUUGUCUCACAUCA
Catharus ustulatus (Swainson's thrush) is the source of this 3639-nucleotide messenger RNA. It is a transcript of the gene PDLIM4, whose product is annotated as PDZ and LIM domain 4. Gene Ontology annotation, biological process: actin cytoskeleton organization; heart development; muscle structure development. Gene Ontology annotation, molecular function: muscle alpha-actinin binding; actin binding. The record is from RefSeq and is a predicted model, not a curated record. Gene Ontology annotation, cellular component: adherens junction; Z disc; stress fiber. The coding region runs from base 93 to 1085 and encodes 330 amino acids. The transcript has 7 exons. NCBI's taxonomy places the organism in Eukaryota, Metazoa, Chordata, Aves, Passeriformes, Turdidae.